UGGCGACUCGACGGCCGACUUCGCACUCCGUGCGGAAGGUGGCCGAGCCGAGGGGCCGAACCGCGCGGAUCGUUGAACGCUCGCUAUGCCUACGAUGGCGUCGCUCGUGCGCUAGCGGCUGGCGUUCGAUUGAGAUCGUAUACAUCACCAGCAAUGGGUCGGUGCUGUGUGCCGGGAUGUCGUGGUAACUACGAUAACGGGCCGAAAGUACGAGUGUUCUCCUUUCCGUCCGAUGAAGCGCGCAAGGCGAAGUGGCUGAGAGCGAUUCCUCGCAAAGAUUUCGUGCCAACCAAGCACUCUAGGGUAUGUGAAGAGCACUUCGCAAGCAACUGCUACAUCACAACUCUGACACACCACGAUGAAGCCACAGGGAGAACGUUGGAAGUAACACGUGAAAGGACCAAGCUGACGGAAGACGCGGUCCCAACCAGAUUUCCGAAUUGCCCGAGUUAUCUAUCCACAACGAGCACGGCCAGCCGUGAGGCUCCUGACGCGAAACGGGCAAGAGCAGACGCCGCAGCUCUUCAGGAGGCCAUCGAGCAGUCUCAGAUGGCGCACGAGGAACAAAUACAGAAGAACUUUGUUCAGUCUUUUAAUGAUCUCACAGCCAAACUCCUCACCGCACCAGUUUCAAGCUUUUGGAUUAAAACGGUGAACAGCCAGUGUGUCAUGUUCCUCCGCAUCGAGACGAAGGAGUCCCCGUAUGUCAAGCAUUCGGUCACAAUCGACUCAAACUUGUCUGUAACUGUGUGCUUUGGGGCAGUUGCAAUAAGAACACUACCCUCGGGUAAUGCCGUGCCAGAAGCGCUCAAUGACCUGGGCACUCUUUUUGUCCUGCUAGACGAGAUUGAGCAGGUAUCAAGUCAUGCGGAGCACCAAAGCCUGCCCACGAAGAUAGCAGCUCUCAACUUUAUAAGCUCACUACUGCAAGACAUCAUUGCAGAUGGAUCGGACCUAUCCCAGGACGAUAAAGAUUCCUUGACAUUUUUCAAUGAGCAAAUUUGUUUGCUUGCAACAAAAUCCCCACGCUACAGCUCCGAUUUCCUUGUGUUUGCGACCGUCUUGCACUCAAUCUCGCCUCACGCCUACCAUUUUGCAAGGUCUGCGUCGGCCCUCAAACUACCGCACCCUACAACCCUUCGACGUCUUUGUUCCAGGCAUGGCGGGGACCCCCUAGCGGAACAGGAUCAAAGCUGUUUUCUAGGGUACAUGAAAGAGAGGGUCAAGGCGAUGAGGGAAGAGGAGAAGAUUGUGACAUUAAUGAUAGACGAAAUACAUAUCAAGCCAUAUUUUGACUACAAAGGAGGAACCGUAACUGGUGCUUCCCACAACGCAGCCGAACCAGCAACCACAGCACACGUCUUCAUGACUCAGAGUCUCUUAUCAUCAUCAAAAGAUGUUGUUCACAUCCUUCCCGUUUCCAAGAUGGACGCAAAGACACUCCACGAAUUUGUCCUGAAGGUGAUCAUGCGACUCGAGGCAAUGGGAAUUCGAGUGAUUGCUGUUAUCACAGAUAACAAUGCUUUGAACCGCAAAAUGAUGUCAUUUUUCGAGUCACCGCCGUCAGUGCCUCCCAUGACAAAGGUUGUCUACCCGCACCCAGCAGACAAAAGUCGGCCACUAUUCUACGUCGUCGAUCCGGUACACCUCCUUAAGUGUAUACAGAACAACUGGCUUAAUCAGAAGAACUUGGGCAAGUGUUUUUACUUUCCGCAGUUUCAGCCUGCAACCCAAGGCAGUACCUCCACCGUAAAGGCUGCAUCGCUUCAAGCUCUUCGGGACCUUCAUAUGCAAGAACAAAACAAGCUGCUGAAGUUUGGAUUUAAGCUCAGCGUGAAAGCUCUCAACCCCACAUCAAUGGAGCGGCAAAAUGUGAAGCUUGCGUUGAACGUUUUUAGUCCCUUUGUUUCAGAAGCUCUCCGAACGCGUGGAGUCGACCUCCAGAUUGAGCUCUCUGCAUCGACUGCAGACUUCAUUGACAUUGUUGUAAAAUGGUGGAAGAUUGUCAACGCGAAGAGCCCUCAUAAGGGCACAAGACUGCGAGACGAACUGCAGGAGCCCAUAACUUGCAUCGACGACACGAAGAUGCAGUUUUUGAAGGAUCUGCUGCAGUGGCUAGACACCUGGAAAAGCCUAAAGUGCGACACAGGCGGCCUCACAAAGGAAACUCAUGCGGCACUGGAGCUGACAUGUUAUUCGCUCUUGAAGCUUAGCCAGUACUGCCUUGAGGAACUGAAGUUCAAGUAUGUUCUCCUGGGGAAGUUUCAGACCGACUGCCUGGAGGACCGUUUCGGAAAGUACAGGCAGCUAGCUGGUGCACAGUACCACAUUUCUAUUCGUCAAGUGUUCGAGUGUGAAAAAAAGCUACGUCUUCAGAAGAUGUUGGUGUUGGUGCCACCUCCAGAAGCCAAUGAUGAAGAGGAAGCAGUUGAGGGUGAGCAAAGCCUGUUCAAUGUGAUCAUCACCGAAGAUGAUUUACAGAGUUCGCAGUGCGACAUGCCGGUCAUUACGUAUGUUGCUGGCUACAGUGCACAUGCUGCACUCAAGCGCAUGCGCUGUGAAGCCUGUGCUGAACUGCUUGUGAUGGAUGGACGAAUGUUGGAGGUGGAGGACUUUUCCCUGAUUUCCCACUUGACAAGAGGGGGUCUCAAGUUUCCGCAGCCAUGCACUGUGACAAUGGUCCUCGUCACUAAGCUAGUGGUUGAGAAACUGUCAGCUCCAGAGAAUGUUGGUGCAUUCUUGAAAGGCGGAAAGCAGCGGUCCUUGAUAAUGUCCAUUGCGUUAUCACUGCUCAAAGAAGCCCUCGACAUCAGCCCCUGCUCGAUGGGCCACAGCGUUUUACUCCUCAUGAAGCAUGUGGUGAGCGCAGCGACUAAUACGCUGUUGAGGAACUACUGUGGUACGAUCAACGAUGGAAUUCAGCAGAAGGCGCAGCAAGUUCAGAAGUCACGAAAAACAAAAACCCUGGCCAAGAAAUAGGACAGCAAGCACAACUUAUGAACUGUAAGCCUUCAUCUAGAACACAGAGGAAUGUAAAAACAUUGAAGGCAGAAAGUCGACUGCUGAAAAAAGAAAACAUGCUCAGUACGUUUGCUUUAUUUAUCUUUGGUAAUAAAUUCAACACACUUACAUUUUUUAGCAUGACUGGAGUUUGUUUUUCUUCCUUUGAACGCAAUAAGAUUGAAAACUGGAUGAACAUCAAUUAAAAUAAGGUAACUACAUGUUGCAGGCAACCGCCUGUUGCACACCUACCUGCAACAUUCAUCAGCGUCAGGGACCCUGGGUUCAAACCCCACCCCUGCUCGUUUCGAUCUGGAUGAGCA
This is a messenger RNA of Ixodes scapularis (black-legged tick), 3323 nucleotides long. RefSeq lists its product as uncharacterized. NCBI's taxonomy places the organism in Eukaryota, Metazoa, Arthropoda, Arachnida, Ixodida, Ixodidae. The record is from RefSeq and is a predicted model, not a curated record. The coding region runs from base 154 to 2979 and encodes 941 amino acids. The transcript has 2 exons. Gene Ontology annotation, molecular function: sequence-specific DNA binding.